CAGCAGUACAAUAUUUACGUAUACUUUGUCGGUUGUAACCUUAUUACCCGGUCGGUUUGAGUUGUUUUUGCUCUAUUGUACAAUUAAAUACUUACGUUUUCGAAAAGUUGUAAUUCUGAUCGACGUGUUGCUAGAUAUUUUACUAAGCAAACAAUACAAUAAUAUUGGAUUGUAGAAGAAAACUUCUGUGUAGUGAUUUGAUGAGAGAUAGGUCAAGGUCAAUGAAAAUCUGAAUCGUGAUCAAUUUCACCCCACUGAUCAAUUUCACCCCAUUUUACGGUACACAACGAGAAUGGCCGAUAGACUAAACUAAGGAAAAUUGUGAGGAAACACGUGCUGCAGAGACGCUAUAACGGUCGAAACUUGACGCAGCGACCUUUAUACUUCAAAUUUGAAUCACUAUAACGAUCAUAGUGUUCUGAUAGAUUUGCCAGCCUGCUGCUCUCACAAGUGACAAGUAGUGCUUCGCGGAGCGGAAUUUGCGUGGCACCAGUCACUGUACGAAGCUUGUCUCGAGGAGACUGCUGUCAAAUUCGUUCGGCUACAUAAAUUGGAAUUUCGCGAAAAGUGUGUGCCUUUGAAUGGAAGCGAGUGGAAUUAAUUUCGAUUCGGGUUCCUCGGAACUAAACGCAAAAAUUGCUGAAUGGUUACAAUGGGAUAAAAACGAAAAUACGUCGAACGAAAUAAAAUCGCUUGUUAAGGCACAGGAAUGGAAGGUCCUCAGCGGCAGGUUGCUGAAGCGGCUUGCAUUCGGAACUGCGGGGCUUCGUGGAGUCAUGCAGGCCGGUUUUAAUGCUAUGAACGAUCUGGUGGUAAUACAGUCUGCGCAAGGAUUGUGUCAAUAUAUUUUGGAAUGUUAUCCCUCGGCAGCGGAGCGUCAGCGUGGAAUUGUGCUUGGCUUCGAUGGACGAUACAACAGCAAAAGGUUUGCUGAGCUUAGUGCAUGUGUCUUCCUGACGGCAGGUAUUCCGGUGUGGCUGUACAGCCGGACUGUUGCCACACCGUUCGUACCGUUCGCUGUGCAGGAGCUGAAAGCUGUUGCUGGUAUCAUGGUUACGGCUUCACACAACCCAAAAGAGGACAAUGGUUAUAAAGUGUACUGGACAAACAGUGCUCAGAUUAUUUCACCGCAUGACAAAAACAUUCAAGCGCAUGUUCUGCGCAAUUUAGUACCCUUGGAGUCAUCCUGGAAUCUGGACCUCCUGCGAACGGAUCAGCUGAAGGAUCCGUUUGACGACAUGUACAAACUCUAUUUCACCAAACUGGAAAAUAAUAUUCCGAAAAGCUUCAUUGCGGACUAUAAUUCGACAAGUACGCAGCGGUUUGUGUACACAGCAAUGCAUGGCGUCGGUUUUCCAUUUGUGGAUCGUGGUUUUGAAAUUGCCGGACUCCAGCCUGUAAAGGCGGUCAAGGAACAGCGAGACCCAGAUCCCGAAUUCCCAACCGUAAAGUUUCCCAAUCCUGAAGAAGGAAAAUCUAGUUUGGAGCUAUCUAUAAAGCUGGCCAACGAAACCGGUUGUGAUGUGAUAUUGGCCAAUGACCCGGAUGCUGAUCGGUUAGCAUGUGCCGAAAAAGAUGCUAGUACCGGCGAAUGGCGAGUAUUUACGGGUAAUGAAUUGGGUGCGCUGCUCGGAUGGUGGUCAAUACGUUGUUACCGUGAGCAAUAUCCGGGUGCAAGCUUGAGUGACUGUUUUCUUUUGGCAAGCACAGUUAGCUCUAAAAUGUGUCGGUCAAUAGCGGAUAUUGAAGGGCUGCAAUUCGUGGAAACAUUGACAGGCUUCAAGUGGAUGGGUAACAAAUCAGUGGAGCUGAUGAAUCAGGGCAAAACUGUGCUGUUUGCUUUUGAAGAAGCUAUAGGUUUCAUGUGCACUCCUACCGUACUAGAUAAAGAUGGUGUCAGUGCAGCCUGUCAGCUGGCGACAAUGGUUUGCUAUCUGAAAGUCACCUCCAAUCAAUCUCUCGCAGAUAAACUCAACGAAUUGUACGACAUUUAUGGUUAUCAUUGUACCAUCACGUCGUACCAUUUCUGCUAUGAACCAGUGACGAUUGAACGUAUCUUCAAUCGCAUACGAACGAUGGAUAGUGAUGCUGGUGGUUAUCCGAAAGCGGUGGGCGCCAAUGGAAAGUAUGUCGUACAAUCGGUUCGAGAUCUAACCACUGGUUACGACUCCGCUCAACCCGAUGAAAAAGCGUUACUACCUGCCAGCAAGAGCUCCCAAAUGAUAACGUUCUUUUUCGAAAAUGGUGCGGUGAUUACUCUACGUACUAGUGGAACAGAGCCAAAAAUUAAGUACUACGCCGAGAUGUGUGCUAAGCCGGGUCAGAGAGACUGGAGCGCCGCACGAUCAACGCUUCGCGAUAUGGUAAACUGCAUUGUGGAGGAAUUGCUUGAACCGGCCAAAAACAAUCUGACGCCUCGCUCGGAUUAAAGUGCAGGGUUGAUUUCACAAGCAGUAAAAAAGUUCGUUGCAUUCACACUCGUCGCUACAUCACUUUCACAAUACUAUAUAUUUUGUGCUCUCUGUCCAAAUUCUGCGAAUAGCAAAAUUCGCAGUUGUGCUGCUUUACGUUUAUUCAAUGAAUCUAUCAGUUACCAGCCGAUGGUACAAUAUCUCUAGCGAAGUCAAUACACACAGUGACAAUUCUACUUGACCGACUAUAUUAUCCCACAGCAUGUAUACCUAGUGCUAAUCUACACGAUUGAUCUAACAGUAAGAGUUUCGAAUAUCGUACGCGUAUACCCCAGCUAAAUAGUAAGUUUUUUCUGUAAGCUAGAAAAAGGUAGGCGUUCAAAUAGUUUUUUUGUCUAAGCUAUAUUUUCCCCUAUGAACUACAAUUCUAAUAGUCCUGCUAUAAGAAUGAAAGCAUCACGGUUGAAGUUCUGCUAGGCAACAUCAGAUCGUUCCAGUGAAUUGUUCUUUGUCAGUAACUGUAUUUUAAAUCUUCUACCUUGGUUAUGUUCAAUUAUGUUGCACACAGCGUUUUACUUCGUGCUGCGUUGUGUUGUAGGUUUAUGAUUUUUACGGCUAAUAAGACAACGCGUCUUAAGCUACCAUACAUAUGUUAGUGUAGUAGUAUCGAUGGAUUGAUAUGACAAAUAAAAUGAAAAGUUAUACGACUGAUCGGA
Wyeomyia smithii (pitcher-plant mosquito) is the source of this 3127-nucleotide messenger RNA. It is a transcript of the gene Pgm2a, whose product is annotated as phosphopentomutase. The record is from RefSeq and is a predicted model, not a curated record. NCBI's taxonomy places the organism in Eukaryota, Metazoa, Arthropoda, Insecta, Diptera, Culicidae. Bases 582 to 2429 code for a protein of 615 amino acids. The transcript is spliced from 9 exons. Gene Ontology annotation, biological process: carbohydrate metabolic process; purine ribonucleoside salvage. Gene Ontology annotation, molecular function: phosphopentomutase activity; magnesium ion binding.